Molecule: messenger RNA, 417 nt
Organism: Micromonas pusilla CCMP1545
Lineage: Eukaryota; Viridiplantae; Chlorophyta; Mamiellophyceae; Mamiellales; Mamiellaceae
Exons: 1
Coding region: 43-417 (124 amino acids)
Biological process (GO): mitochondrial translation
Cellular component (GO): mitochondrial small ribosomal subunit
Molecular function (GO): structural constituent of ribosome
Source: RefSeq, a predicted model, not a curated record
ACUCCACCCCGACGUUCGCUCGUAUGGAACGGCCCUCAGCUCAUGACGCCGGAGGAGGAGUCGAAACAGAUCUUAAACUGGGAGGCGACGAUGGUGCAGAGCGCGGGGGGUCGGAUGGACCACCCGAAGAACCGCAAGAUCGUGCUGUGGGUGCAUCUGAAGGAUUUGCAGAAGGAGACGGGCCUGAGCGACGACGCGUUGGAUUACAUCAGAGACGUGUGCGACGCCGCGGGGAGGUUCGACCCGAGGCACAACAUAAUUCGCAUCGUGUGCACGCGGUCGAGGAACCGAGAGCACAACCGGCAGUGGUGCCUGAAGGUAUUGUACGACCUCAUCAUGGACGCGAACCGGGAGUACCCGAGCGAGUCGUACUUUUUCGAUCCGAAGGGGCCGCCCGACGUGAGCAAGCUCGAGUGA